This is a messenger RNA of Moneuplotes crassus, 615 nucleotides long. NCBI's taxonomy places the organism in Eukaryota, Ciliophora, Spirotrichea, Euplotida, Euplotidae. The record is from the annotation of a GenBank genome assembly.
AAUGGAUGAAGUAGAAGAAGAGUAUUCUGAAUCAGAAGGCACUCAAACUGAAAACUCAGAAAUAGAAGAAGUUUCAGAAGACCCCGAUGACCCAGAGAAACAACAAAAUGCUCAAAACAUACAUCAAGAAAUGAAUGAAUCAGAAGCACCCAAAUCUGAUAGAAAAAGGAUAAGGAUUAAGAGAAAGAAGAAAAAGAAAACUAAACAGGAUCUUUAUCUUAAAGAAUUUGGAGGGAUUGUUGACAGCGAAAAACAACGAUCUAGACAUAUAGAGGGCAAUAUUUCUAGUCUUCAUGAUCCACAAGAAGAUGGAAUCAAUAUAAUUCAUAAAAAGAAUAGAAUGCCAAUGAUCCCAUUCAGGUUACUCCUUCUGACAGGUGUGCUCUUUAUCAGCGGGAUUGUUCUUAUAAUCAUGGGCUUUAUCAGUGAAGUCAAAGCUGUAGAUCCUCUCAAUGGCAUUCUUUGUUGGGUUCUCGCUGCUAUUGUUCUUAUCCCUGGAAUUUAUUAUACAGUGAAGGUCAUUCAAGUGAUGAGAGAGCCAAAUCCCAACAUACGGAAAGACAUUAUUGGCGAGAUUUUUUAAAUUAUACUACUCUCAGAUUCAAUCCUCAAAAA